AUGUCUCUCGAUAUGGCAUCUCCUGCAGUUGACAAUGAGAAGCAUCUUGGUUCGCAGAACCAGGAUGAACAGAACUUGGAGCGCCAUGGCUAUGUUCAGCAGACAAAGCGCAACUUCUCGCUUACUGCCAUGGUUGCGACAUGUGUCAACCUGAUGGCAACAUGGGAAGCACUAUCUAGUACACUCGCUGCUGGGCUCGUAAGCGGAGGGGCAGUAUCCCUUGUUUACGGCGUCAUCGUGGCCUUUAUCGGAUCACUCUGUUCUGCCAGUUCCUUGGCUGAGCUCGCAUCAAGCUAUCCUACCGCCGGCGGACAAUAUCACUUCGUCGCCAAGCUAAGUCCGAAAAUGAGCCGACCCUUGACCAGCUGGUUCGCUGGAUACAUCUCAACGCUAGGCUGGAUAGCUUCAGCUGGUAGUGCCCCCUUCCUCGCCGGAACGCAAAUCCAAGGCCUCCUCGUCCUCAACUAUCCCGAUUCCUACGUCUUCCAAAGAUAUCAUGGCACACUGCUCUUCUGGGCUGUCCUUCUGGGCUCCGCUUGCAUUUGCAUCUUCUGCAGUAAUAAGCUGCCGCUCAUCGAGAAGUUGACUCUCGUGCUACACGUUACCUUCUUCAUCGCAAUCAUAGUCACAAUGGCCGUGACUUCACCGACCAAACACUCGGCCGAAUGGGUCUUUUCCCACUUCGAGAACAAUUCUGGAUGGGGCAACGACGCCGUAGCUUGGAGUAUAGGACUUCUCAGCUCUUGCUACGUCCUUAUCGGCUAUGAUGGUGCCACCCAUCUUAGUGAGGAGAUGAACAAUGCUGAGAUGGGUGUACCUAGGGCUAUGGUUGGAUGUCUCCUGGUUAACGGUCCUUUGGGGUUUGCCUUCCUCCUGAUAAUUCUCUUUUUCAUGGGAGAUAUUUCGACGGCUUUGGCUACACCUACGGGGUUCCCCAUCAUUGAGAUCUUCCUUCAUAUGACCGGCAGUGUUGCGGCUGCUACUACCAUGACUGCUAUGAUCACUGUUAUGGCUUGCUUGUCGACAGUUCCUCUCCUCACAGCAGCGGCUCGCAUCAUGUGGGCGUUUGCUAGAGAUGGAGGCCUUCCCUUUGCUGAGCGUAUUGCAAGCGUUGACAAACGUCGACAAAUCCCCACGGUAUCCAUUGCCGUUGUCAGCUUCCUGCUUAUGCUGCUGAGUCUCAUCAACAUUGGUUCUACGACAGCCUUCAAUGCUAUCCUGUCCCUUGCGGUUGUUAGUCUACAGGCCUCGUACCUCCUUCCAAUCCUCCUGUUGAUCUGGCGGCGCUUAUUCCGCCCGGAUACUCUGCGCUGGGGUCCUUGGAGGCUCGGCAAAGCAGGCCUACCCAUCAACAUCAUUGCAGUUAUUUAUCUCAUGUAUACCUGCAUCUUUCUUCUUUUCCCUCCCUAUCAGCCAAUCACUGCGGUGAACAUGAAUUAUGCAUCUGUUGUGUUGGGUGGCGCUCUGGUGUUCGGCUGCAUCUAUUGGCCUCUGAGGGCAAGCAAGCGAUAUGUUGGUCCACUGACCGAUGCUGAAGGUUGGCAGCUCUACAUGGAUCAGUUUACUACUUCUUCGGCAUUGACCCGAAGGCGACAGAAAUUGAGGAUAAAAUGGUCGACUAAAUACGAGAUUGACUACGGCAUCCAUUCGUAUGCUGGUCCCAGCUCAGGGCACUCGCGUGGCAGUGAGGAAUUGCCAUCUUCUCAAUCUGACACCGACAAGGCCCUUGUGUUGUACUCCCCUCAGGAAGAAUCCUCCAAGCUCUUAACGCACUACUUCAAAUCAGCAUGCGAGGUUCUAUCUUCAUUUGACUCACCUAGUAACCCUUAUCGUUCGGAUCUGCUAGAGUUUAUACGGAACUCCCCAAUUGUGUUCAAUAGUGCCUUAAGUGCAUCGGCAGCCCAUCUAAGCCAGCAAGAACAUGACACCUCUUUGAUACCCUUGACUUUCCAGACGGAAGCAAUUUCACAUAUGUCGAGGGAGCUCGCCGAAAUACAUGUUGCCCAACACACAUUGGCUCCUCUUCGCCCCUCAACAACGCCAACCAUAAGAGAUGACCUGAUGUUGGGCGUCACACUCAUUGGGAUGACCUCUAGCUGGCACGAUCCUUCUUCUCUUGGUCUGUGCCAUUUUCAUGGUGCUCGCCAAGUAUUCAAUAUUUGGAUGAAUCAAUUCAACCUAACGGACCUUCAGUUACCAUCUUACCGCAUCCAGCGCCUAAUAGCUUCAUCCAUGAUCUAUUGGGAAGUUAUGGCCUCUUGCUUGACUGAUCAAGAGGUUGGCGCACUUUCAUACCUCGACGUGUUCUCAACGCUACCGCCAACGACCUUUUGUUAUCCGUGUCCAUGGACCGGAGUUGGCACAAAUAUUCUCAUCCGUGUUGCCAAAUGCAUCACAUUAGUACGGCAGAAGCUGCGUCUGAGAUCAUACAAUUGUUCAAUGGGGGGUGAUACAGAUGUGUCACUCCGCAACCUCGAUUUACUCACCCAAGCUUUUACUCUGAGUCUGGACAUAGAUCACUGCCAAAUACCAACUUCUGAAGCGAUACCCAAUACUGGCGACUACAGGACUCCGUCAGAUCAUCUCUGUAAAGUGGCUAAGUGCUAUCAACUGGUUGCUCGUCUUGAGCUUGACCGAGCAUUCCCUGAAGUCAUACAAAGCAUACAGGAUGAUCAAAAUCGAGAUGCAAUACUCUCACAACAUAUCUUAGGGCUUGCAGUGAAGAUACUAGAAAUCAUGAAGACCAUUCCCGAGGAUUCUCGAACUAUUGCCAUUCAGACCAUCAUAUUCCUGGUAGCGGGAAGUGCACUUAGAAUCAGUUCAGAUGCAAACACCAUUAUCAGAGCCUUAGUCGCAGGCUGGAGGAGGUUUGUGCUUGAGAGACUGCAUAAGUCAUUCUUAUCUCUCAAACUCCAGACGAUUAAUAGGGCAGCUACUGUGCUUCAGGGGGUUUGGGCACGGAUGGACUCAACGGCCAUGGAGGGUUAUGAUGCUAAGAGUCCAAUUUUACGCGUGCAUUGGAUUGAUGUUAUGGAAGAAGAUGGACUGGAGACUAUUCUAGGAUAACACGAGAAAAUUCGCAUCGUUCCUUUAUCACCCCCU
Fusarium verticillioides 7600 is the source of this 3102-nucleotide messenger RNA. RefSeq lists its product as hypothetical. The transcript has 9 exons. Gene Ontology annotation, biological process: transmembrane transport. The coding region runs from base 1 to 3066 and encodes 1021 amino acids. The record is from RefSeq and is a predicted model, not a curated record. Gene Ontology annotation, cellular component: membrane. Gene Ontology annotation, molecular function: transmembrane transporter activity. NCBI's taxonomy places the organism in Eukaryota, Fungi, Ascomycota, Sordariomycetes, Hypocreales, Nectriaceae.